Molecule: messenger RNA, 2129 nt
Organism: Miniopterus natalensis
Lineage: Eukaryota; Metazoa; Chordata; Mammalia; Chiroptera; Miniopteridae
Source: RefSeq, a predicted model, not a curated record
UCGGGAGGUGCCUCGUGCACGCGCACACCUGGCUGGCCAGUGCCCAGCCCACAGGCGUGCUGGCCGCGGGGGACCCCGUGCGCACUUGGACACCCGCCUUCUCGCGCCAGCGUGGGCGCAGGCGCAUUCCUGGUGGUCUCUUGGCCUGGAGGUGAGGCAGGUGCUCCAGGAAAGGAGCCUGGAGCCUGCCCAGCCCCGCCCCCGCGGCCCCCACAGCUGGGGGGCGGGGGACGGUGGGGGAAGCGCUGACCAAGCGGAUCAGUCAGACCCCUUGGACCCUCUGAAGGAUCCAGGUUGGGAGUGAGCCCGGGAGGACAUCCUCAGAACCUCUGAAGUGUCAGGGCAAGGGUUAGCUUUGGGUGGAGUCCUGGCCCAGGUGAGGUCAGAUAUCUGGGAAUUUCUUCCCGGUGGCUAUCAGAAGUCUCAGUCCCCGGCACAAGCUUGGCUCGCUCUGAAGUGAAGGGGUGGUAGUGUGCCCUCCCAGGCCUCUCCUCAUGGCCCCCCAUGCCUCCAGGUUUCCACCAGAUCGCCCUGAACAAGGUGGCCGUGCUGCUGCUGGCUGGUGGGCAGGGCACUCGCCUGGGUGUCACCUACCCCAAGGGCAUGUAUGAGGUGGGGCUGCCCAGCCAGAAGACUCUGUAUCAGCUGCAGGCAGAGCGGAUUCGGCGGGUGGAGCAGCUGGCUGGCGAGCGCCAUGGGACCCGCUGCACGGUGCCCUGGUACAUCAUGACGAGUGAGUUCACCCUGGGGCCCACCGCCGAGUUCUUCAAGGAGCAUGACUUCUUUCACCUGGACCCCGACAAUGUGGUCAUGUUUGAGCAGCGCAUGCUGCCUGCUGUGACCUUUGAUGGCAAGGCCAUCCUGGAGCGGAAAGACAAGGUUGCCAUGGCCCCAGAUGGCAACGGGGGCCUGUACUGCGCGCUGGCGGACCACCAGAUCUUGGAGGACAUGGAGCGCCGAGGAGUGGAGUUUGUGCACGUGUACUGUGUGGACAACAUCCUAGUGCGGCUGGCGGACCCCGCCUUCAUCGGCUUCUGCGUGCUGCGAGGUGCUGACUGCGGCGCCAAGGUGGUGGAAAAGGCCUACCCGGAGGAGCCUGUGGGCGUGGUGUGCCAGGUGGACGGCGUCCCCCAGGUGGUGGAGUACAGUGAGAUCAGCCCCGAGACCGUGAGCCUUCGCGGGCCCGAUGGGAGCCUGCUGUACAACGCGGGCAACAUCUGCAACCACUUCUUCACGCGCAGCUUCCUCCAGGUGGUCACCAGGGAGUUGGAGCCCUUGCUGAAACCACAUGCUGCUGUGAAGAAAGUCCCCUACGUCGACGAAGAGGGAAACCUGGUGAAGCCGCUAAAACCGAACGGAAUAAAGAUGGAGAAGUUUGUGUUCGACGUGUUCCAGUUUGCUGAGAACUUCGUGGCCUUUGAGGUGCUGCGGGAGGAGGAGUUCUCCCCUCUGAAGAAUGCUGACUCGGCCGACAGGGACAACCCCACCACAGCCCGGCGGGCCCUGCUCACCCAGCACUACCGCUGGGCCCUGCAGGCGGGGGCCCACUUCGUGGAUGCACACGGGGCCCGGCUCCCCGAGCUGGCCAGGGUCUGGAGGUGUACCUGCAAGGCCAGGAGUUCCGGUCCCCACUCAUCCUGGACGAGAACUGGGUCAGAGCAUCGCAGCCCUGACCAACUCCCAGACCUGCCCACCCCUGGGGUCCGCAGGGUUGUGGAUGUGGCCCUGACCUGGGGAUCCGGGUAGGAAGGCAGGCAACUGUGCCUUUCUGGACCAUGGAACACAGAAGGAAGAGCCCUGGUUUACACGAAGUGGGUCCUGUCUGGUCACCGCUUCCCACAGGCCUUCUGUGGGCCAAUGAGAACUCUUCAGCUCUAGUCUUGGCUGUGAGGUCCGAGUAGGAGGCAGAGGGACUCUGGAUCUUGGACUGUGGGGCUGAGGGAAAUGUGGGAUCAAUGAGGGCAGCAGGCCCUGCCUGUGAGCUAAGACAGGACAGUGGCUUCUCUGGGGAGCACCAGCCACACCCAGCUUUUCUACAGAUAUACAGACCAAAUAAGGGGGGGGGGGCGCUAUCCUUCCCUCACAGGGUGGCUUUUAAAAAAUACAUUUUUUAUUCAUUUCAGAGAGAG